This is a messenger RNA of Coccinella septempunctata (seven-spotted ladybird), 1758 nucleotides long. RefSeq lists its product as uncharacterized. The record is from RefSeq and is a predicted model, not a curated record. Bases 350 to 1462 code for a protein of 370 amino acids. Lineage: Eukaryota; Metazoa; Arthropoda; Insecta; Coleoptera; Coccinellidae. The transcript is spliced from 6 exons.
ACUUAUUCCCAACCCUGUAUAUUACCUACUUAAAACUUCACUCCGGUGGUUUUAACAUAUUAGAAAUAACUGAUUCUCUUCAACUACAAGAAUUUCAUUUUGAACAAGAGCCUAUAUAUACGUCUAUAACUUUUCAACACUCUUGUGCUUGUGAGCAUACUUCUUUAUGAGCAUUUAUCAGUACUAUCAAGUUGGGCUGAUUACGACCCUGUCGGGCGGUUCAACGGUUUACAUUCUCGUGGGAAACAAUUUCAAAUAGAAUUUUUAGGUUAUGACUUAUUACUUGUUUUCGUUCUGUUUGUGUUGAGAAUUUCAUGUUCAUGUGCUUUUUGAUUAACAGUGAAUCGCAAUGGAUAUAUCAGAUGAUCUCGUAAUAAUUGAGAACCCCAUCGUGGAUUUUUUGGGGCAAAACAUUCGAAAGGUUCGAAAUGAGAUCGACAAAGUUGAAGAGACUAUUAAGUUUCUUUCCAAUAGUAUAGAAGAAGUUUUGAAUGAAAGAGCUGCUGGAUCAUUGGGUGUGAAACUUUUACCUCCACUAUUAAAAUUAUACCAAAAUAAAUACGCUGUAUGGUAUCGAGUAGAAUGUUCAACCAAUAAGUGCUUCAAGAACUUUGAAUUUUUAUUACAUUGGAGUUCCGAAGAUGAACUAACAUACGUUUCCUCGAUGCAUCCCAUCAAAGACACAGGUGGAGACAUCAAUAAUCCGCUAAUUUACAUCGAUACACUUGAGAAAAAAGCUUUUCUGGUUGUUACAUUUGAUCGACCUAAUUUCGUCAAAGAUCAUUCUAUCCAAGUGGAUGGUUUUCUGAGCUACUGGGAUGAACAUGGCCAAGAAUAUGUGGACGAAAUACAACCAAUAAUAAUAAAAAAUACUGAUAUCUCCAACAAAUCUCUCAGAAUAUCUCCAACAGGAAAUCCUGAUAUCAUAAACUUUCACACUCGUCUAAUCUGCAGUUUCAAAGUCGAUCUAGUUCUGCAGUUACAGGCAGAAAAUCAGUUACCACUUGCAUUAUUUAGUGCAUCCUUAACACCUCAUGCAUCAGUGACGGAUGAGCUACAAAGAUUCUAUACUUUGAACGAUGAUUCAUACGUUUUUAAUGGUACAAUUGUUGAAGUUACCUCCUCGGAUGGACCCUCUAAUAUCUCAGAAAUAUGUGUUUAUACAAAAGAUGUGGACAGCUCGUUAGCUUUUUUUCAUCACCUUCAUCAAACUAUGAAGCCUGUGGUUCUCCUUCCUAGCGAAUACAAAUCCCGCGUUUUCGAAAACUGGGAUGUGAGGGAGAAGGAGAGAGAUCUCAAUGAUUGUCUCGACAAAGAAUUUGGUUUCUUGAUAGAUUUUUCCAAAAAUAGUGGUGAACGUUAUGGAGACUAUCCUAACAUUCGAAACGAUCUAAUUAAUAUUGAGCAUGAUACCGAUUCAGCAUACGUCGCAUAUCUUAGAACUAAAAAUGGAAAAGAAUAGUUUGAAUUUCAAUUUAUAAUUUAUUUCAAAGGAAAUCAAGAAAUUAUAAAUACAAAUUAUCGAAAUUCAGAAUAAAAUGGCAUACAAGACAUAACAUUUAAUAAGAUGAAAUUUCGAAAUCAUGUUUGUUUGAUAACUUUGAUUCAUAAAGUUUUAAUUUUGAAGAACAUCAUUCCCAUCAUUCGAAAUAUUUUCUUUUCGAUUGUAAAAUUCGUGUAUUUUCAAUCUGGUCAUUUUUUAUUAUACUUAUUAUUAUUGUAACAUACGAUGAUAAUAAAUCUUUGAUCUGAAUAACA